GACGUUCAAGCAGCUGAAGAUGCUGAUUGGAAAAUCCGACCGGCUUAAACAGAAAUGCAAAACUCUCCGGCCAAAGGAAAGCCAGUGGAGCGAACUCGUCGGAUUAAGCACCCAGCUUCUCGAAGCUGUCUCCCAGAUGCGACAGGCGAUCGUGGAGCAGAGGGCGGCAACUACAGGAGCCAGACAGAACAAUAUUGAGCGACAUUGGGCACAUGUGCAAGCCUUUAAGAGAAAUAUUCUGUCAACCACUCCUUCUCCGACAACUAUUCCUACUCCUACUCCUACUCCUACUGCUACUGCAACGACUACUACUCCUACAGGGAAAUUGAACUCGAGACAUUUGGAAACGCUCCGACGGAACAUGGUGUUGAUUUUCUCUGGCCCGCAAAGAAACUCUCCGGCUGGUUCGGAGAACGUUUUGGAUUCCAGAAAAGAACUUACGGCCAGAAGAUGCCGGAGAAUUCGCCUUUUAUCGGCGCAUAGCUUGAUUACUUGGGGGCUUGUGUAUUCGUCGACAACGUGGACGGCAAAGCAUAUGGGGUCUACUGUGUUCAACAGCCUUCUCGAAAAGGUCGAAUCGGAUCGGAUCCAGGAAUGGCCGCCGAUAGUAAGCCAGACAUUGAACAGACUGAAACAUAAUGAGCCCUUGCUACGAGCGUGUCCUGAGUAUGACGAGUUCCUUAAAGGUCAGUUGUUGGUCCUUCCAUGUUCAAGUAAACCUGCCACCCACCCCCCUGGCGGACACAAUCACUUCUAGAUCCUGUUCUCUUUUCACACCCUUUCCCCUUUUUUUCUGCAAUUGAAGAGUGUAGUGACUUUUUUUUUGUUGAAAAAAUGAGAACCUUUAGCUCUUGAAAGUCCUUCCGGCAGAAAGGAAAGCGUGGCAUCAUCAAGCGAAACCAGCCAUGAGGAUAAGAAUGGAGCAAAGAGUCGCGAGAAAUUGCCCUGUAAGUUCAAUAAUGAUUCCUUAUACUGUCAUGUAUCUGCCAGAGACAGUCAAUGAGGACGCUCUCUUUGUUGCU
This is a messenger RNA of Xylona heveae TC161, 1022 nucleotides long. RefSeq lists its product as hypothetical. Bases 20 to 757 code for a protein of 245 amino acids. The transcript is spliced from 2 exons. NCBI's taxonomy places the organism in Eukaryota, Fungi, Ascomycota, Xylonomycetes, Xylonales, Xylonaceae. The record is from RefSeq and is a predicted model, not a curated record.